Molecule: messenger RNA, 9390 nt
Organism: Pocillopora meandrina
Lineage: Eukaryota; Metazoa; Cnidaria; Anthozoa; Scleractinia; Pocilloporidae
Source: the annotation of a GenBank genome assembly
AUGUUUGUGAAGAUCUUAAUGAAAUCAAGCCUACCCAAACAAUCGUUAAGUCAGGUAAAGUAUAAGACGUAUUUAGCUUGCUUACUUCGUUCUCUAUGAAUGCAAAUAAAUGACAGGAGAGACGUUCGUCUUAGCUUUUAAGUAAACCUAACGUAACAUCGUUGACCAUUUAUUUACGUUUUGCGUUUUGUGCCCUGGUAGUUGUACUUUUGAUAUAUUACAAUUAAAAAUCGCGACUUGUCUCACCCUGCUAAUUAAGAGCUUUUUCUUGCCCAGUUGGAUCAAAGAUCGUCAGAUGAGAGCAGAAUUUUUGUCUUCCUCGUUUGUUUAGGAUCUUUGUGUUGGUGUGUCGGUUUGGGUCACGCAGUACAACACGAGGUGUAAUUAAUUUACUAGCUCUUUAAACUUGGAUCUAAUAUCCAUGAAAUUUAUAUAAUCAGCCAUCUCGUAAUAUGAGCAUCUAGUCGAUCAGCUGUUUCUUAUAUAAUAAUUACAAUACAUCCUGCAUGGGAUCCUUGUAAAUUGAUAUUUUUUUAUUGCAAGUUGUUCUGUUCAUGCUAACUUUUGUAUUAGCUGAAGAGUGGGAUCCCAAGGGACGAGGCUAUUGUAUUUUACAUCCUUGGUCUUUUCAAACCCCGGAUAAAAUCAGUCAGUGAUGUACCUAUUCCAAGAGGAAAAAUCUAUUAUUCCAUAGAUCUUAGCAUAUCAUAAUUAUCUUUUGUAAGUCCAGCCCCAACUGGCAAAAAUAAUAAGUGUACCUUUACUGGUAAUAACAUUCUUUACUGAUUGAUUAAUUAAAUAACAUUCUAAUUUAAUUGAUUGAUUGAUUGAUUGAUUGAUCAACUGAUUGAUUGAUUGCUGGAUCUUUUGAAUUGCACUUCAAGUUACUGAAAUCUCACCUUUUACAUUUCAACUAAUUCCACUUUCCUCUAGCCUCUUCUGAACCUACAAAAAAGAAAAUGAAAUAAUUGUACUUUUCAUUGUUAUAAGUCCAUUGAGUCUUUUCUUCUUUUGGUUCAGAUUUGGGAAGCUGUUGAUCCAAGGCAAGAUGGAUAUGUAACAAGAGAUGGAUUAUACAAGGCACUGGCCUUAACUGCUUUAGCACAACAGGGCAAAAUGAUAUCAGAGAGAGUAUUAGAGCAAUUUGUAGAUUCAGGUAUGGUUAUUUGACAAUUUCCCAUGGUAGAGUUUUGAAAAAACAAUUCUUCAGUGUAAAAGAAAUAUCAGUCAUAACACAUUUGGUAAAAACCUUUUCCAAUAAUGACUCAAACUUUAAGGCCAAGUAGGGUUGAAGGCUGAACAAUUGAUCAUGAGUACCUUUGAAACUAACCAACUUUGAAACUUUCUACUUUAAUUGAUAUUUGUUUAUAAUGACUGUUAUUAAUGUAUCACAGAAUUGCCAAAGCCUUCUUUGGGGGACCUGUCAGAUCUGAAAAGUCUGAGUGUGCGUCAAAGGCGUGAAAACAACCCAAAUGUUUUGGGUUAUAACUAUGAUGAACUUGUGAGUUUGGACACAGUAGAUGUAGAGCUUGUACCAGAAAAGAAAGGAAUUCUUCUAAAGCAUAAUGAAUAUCAUGUUUCUAGCAAGGUGAGACCAAAUAAUUAAAAAAAUAUACAAUCAAGCCUGUAUUAAGGGGCACUGUAUUAGUUGGUCACCCUGUAUCAAGCAGUCGGUUGUCAAAGUCCCAAGUGUGUUUCCCCUUAAUCACUGUAAUUUCUCUUGUGUUUCCCCUUAACCCUUUCACUCCUAGAAGUGAUCAACAUAAAACUUCUCCCUACAAUAUCCAUACAUUCUUCAGCAAACAGGUAAUGAGGAUAUUCAAACUUAUCAGAUAGAAGCUGCUAUCUUGAUCUAGCACCAAGUUCUCAUAACUAAUUUACAAGGAAAUGUGUGGCAGGUACAGGGGAGAAUUGACAAUCAGAUCUUGGGAGUUAAAGGGUUAAUCACUGUAAUUUUCACCUCUUAUAAGUAGUCACCUCUAUUAAGCAGUGGCCAUCACCUCUGAGUGAGUUCCAAUAGCCUGUUUCUAUUCUCUUUUACUUGUAUUUAACAGUCACUUAAAGGCAGACUACUCAGGGAAAUAAAACUAAGAAUAAUCUUCAAGAUUAUUUUUGUCAGGGAAAAAUUUGAAAUAAGAAGCUUGCAAAUGUAACUUCUAGCAUUCUGGGCAUCAAAGAGAGUGCCUGCAGGCUGUGCAGAUGGUGAUGACUGGUCUUAAAAAAAGAGGUAGACCACCCGUCAACUGCUUUAAUUGACAUCUCUGAAAGCUGCAAUCAAGGGCUGUUUUGCCAAGUACCCAAAUAGAUUGACCAAUAGCUAAUAAAAUAAGUAAGAGGUGACAUGUUUUUGCUAGUUAUAUUAUCUGGUGUGUUUUCUUUCGUAAUGUUUAUGACAAGUCACGUAAUAAAUGAAGUUAGCUAAAUACUUUUUUCUCUGUUCAUCUUUUCAGAAACAUAACUGUACUGUAAAUCGUCGCUACAACGACUUUGUUGCCUUCCAUGACAUGUUACUAGCAAGGUUCCCAUACCGUCUCAUUCCGACACUUCCUCCAAAGAAGCUUAUGGGAGGUAUGUUUGAAUUAAGAAAUUAAAUGAUAAAAUUAUAUUUGGAGCAAUAAACUCUGAGUUAUGCUAGCUGGACCAUAGUAAAAGAUGUCUUGUCCAGACAUACAAUUUUUGGUAAAGCUUGGUAGUUUGCUUGGGGAGGGGGGGUGGAGAGGGAUAGGCAGAGGACCAACAGAGGACCAAGUUGUCCUUCUAAUAUACCACAUUCUUGGUCAGUCUAUCCGGCUCUUCAAUCAGAGGUCCUAAGUGGACAGAUGGUUUAAGCCCAUCAGACUCCUGCAUCAGAGAUCCAUGGUGGUCAUUUGUUCAGCUCUUUAAACACAACUUGGAAGUCACAAGUUUUUGAGAAGUUAAGAGUGGUCAGCCUGUAAGACCUACAAUUCAGAAGUCCAGAACAGUCAAGUGGUCAGUGUAUCACAAUCUGAGAGUCUGGAGUGCAGGCUACUAGAUGAAAUUUUUUUUCCUCCAGGGGUGAGUGGGGGGUGGAGGGGAGAGGGCAUAGGGUUGUCCUGAGUUAAAUUCCCUAAACUUUCAUUUGGCUGUCCGAAAACCAAACCCAAGGUUAACAGCAAGGCCAAUUAAAACAUAGGAAGAUAUAACUAGGAGCCAAUGUGAAAACGAGCCAACUGCUCAAAGAACAGGGCAGUGUGAGUGACCAAGGUUGUUUUAAUACAAGUUUUGCAUCCAAUUCACUGAGAAAGUGGCUUGAGUUUUCUUGACCAGUAACCUAGAAAAGUACAGCAAAAUCAAUUGAAUCCUUUAUUACUUUUGACACUUAAUUAAUAAUUCCUCUGAUAUUUAACUUUGGAUUAUUUUAUUAUUAGUGGCCAUUUAAGCUGGCUACCAGAAACCAUAUUUGUUCAUCUAUUUGCAGCCAGCAAAGAGUUCAUUGAGGCCAGGAAAAGAUCCUUAAAGCGUUUUCUGACUCUUGUUGUGAGGCAUCCCAUACUUUGUGAGGACAGGAUUGUGAACUUUUUCCUUACAGUCAAGGGCUCGGUGAGUUGUCCUGUUGAAUUCUAUUGGAAUGCACCUUUCCAGCAGAGCUCAGGAUUUGUGAUGGUGGCAUCCAUCUGUUUCUGUUGUUUCCCAUUAUGUUUAUGCUAUUGUUUACCAAACAAAGACUGUAUCAUACCAUGCAACCUCAUGAGCACUCAUGUUACAACUCUGUUACAUGAGAAUGCACUUGUUGUCAGCCGAUCAGAAGCGCACAAUUUUUUCCAUGCACAUUAUAAAGAUCGUGGUAUGUGUUGUUAAGGAUAUGUGUGCUAUUUCUCCCAGGACAUUGGUCAGAAGUUGAAGGAUCAGUAUAAAUCAAUGCCAGAUGAAUUCAUGACUAGUCCUCUUGCCUCCAAAGCAAAGGUAAUAAAUUGCAAGACAUGUAUAAAUUCUUUUUACUUUCUGCUCUACAUGCAAUAUAAUUUAACCCCCAACAAAUAAGUGGCAGAUCAAAUAUCUCUUGGUCGGGUGAUGUUUUGCUAUUUUCUCGUCACCUUUCUGGUUGAGAAUAUAUUGAUAUUGUUCAGGAGAAAAAACAUUUACUUGGUCACUGUUAGGAGUCAAAUACUGGUGUUUUUCCUUUUUUUUGUUUUUGUUUUUUAAUUUUGUUGCUCAAAUUUGAGUUACAAUUGUAUAAAGAGCUGAUUAUCCUUUUUCUUUAAAUAAAAUUUUACAAAAUCUAGGGAAAUUCCAUGCAAUAUUUUUCUAUAUUUUUUUGUGUUUGUCUCAUAGGAACUAGUCCCUAUGGAUACACAAGCCAGUUUUCAAACCAGCCGCCUGCAAAUUCAAGCCAUUCACAACAGUGUGGAAAAACUAAAGGAUGUUGCUGAUAGAAUGACAGCAAGAGCCUUAGGUUGUUCAUCUUUCCAUCGAUUUAUUCUUCAGUUUUUGGGAAUACAAUUUGAAAUCAAUGCUUCAACCAUGAGUUAUUCUACUAGCAAAAAAAAUAUAAUCUCAUAUCAUCUAUUGAAAUCAAAAGAAAAAUACAAUUUGUUCAUCAAGAAAUAUGAAAAAGCAGUUACUGCUGCCUAAGUUAAUUGGCAGCAAUGAAAAGACUCGCAGAAAUUCCUCUGAAGGGUAACAUAUUUCAAGGCAUACAUUAUUUGGUACAAGGUACUAGAGAUAGUUAACUAAAAGUAUAAGGGGAAGAAAGUAAACAGGCUCUGUUUACUCUGAUACAAAAGUAUGAAGGUAACAGCUAAUUAUUUUGAAUUAAUAUUGAUAUUAUUUUUUUAUUUUGUAAACAGGAUUUUCUUCUGACAUGCUUCAGUUUGCUAAGGAACUCACGUAAGUCCCUGUCUCUCAAGGGUGAAAACAUCUUUGUCUGCGAAUGAUGUUCAAGGAAGCAUUUCAUGAGAUGUGAAAUACUAGGGAGUACUCUCUGUAGGUUACACUUGAUACUCAUUCCUGCCCAGAAAGUUUGAGACUUCCUUUCAUUAUUGUCUCUGUUUGUAAUUGAUUCUAAAAAAAAAUUUUUGUGUUGAAAAAUAAUCAGCCAAAACAUUACCACAAUGUUAAUGCAUUAGUACUGUCUUGCACUGCAGAUAUUUAAAUCCUUGAAACUGUGGCUCUACCUUAAGCACUGCUACUCGCACAGAUGAUGUUUGUGCUCACUAUUUAGUAGAAAUUAUUUGUAGCUUCCGUUAACUGUGUUUAUUUCACAGAUUUGAAAACAGAUGUUUUCUAACCUAUGUUCUCUGAGAACUCUUUUUGAUACAAAUUGUACUUCUAUCAAAUUUCUAUUAAACAUGUCCAAAGUAGUCAGUUGUAUGUGAAUUAUCAGAUCAUUAGUACAUAUCUUUUGUCAUUAUCUACACAGAGCAUUAACCAAUGAGUCACACCCAACAACUGUAUGGGCAAGUGGUAGUAACAACACAUGGGGGAACCUUAAACACAGCUUUACUGGAAUCACUCCUUAUUAUACCAAACUUUCAGAGAGAGGUGCUGUUUGGGUUAGUACGAGCUAAAUUCAAUUAUUUCUGGUUAAAAAGAUUUCAACUUUCUUGAUUUUAGUCCCCAUAUGUUUAUGGAUUAUGAUAACAUUACCUAGAACAAAAGAGAAAAAAAUUAGAACUACCAGAAGUACUAGUAAUUCAGCAGCUACACUUGCAUUUUAGACAACUACUGAAAAGUGCCUCAUCUGCGUAUUGGAAGGAUGGUUAAAGAUGAAGGCCUUGGUCAUGUUUUAUGUACAUUAAAAAAGGUCAUUUUACUUUUCACACUGCUUAAGUCACCCAUUUCACAAAAACAAAAGUUUUCUGCUUUCUGCUAAAUUAUGAGGAAUAGAGUUAUUUUUUUUGUCUUUGGUGGCCAUACACCUUUUUUUUUUGUCCUGACACUCUUGUAAGAUAAUGUCAGUGGUGCUGUGAGGCAAGACUUUACCACCACAAAGCAGUCAACUGACCAUGGUUAACAUUAUAAAUUACCUAUUAAAUUGAGUAGAGGGCAAGGGCACAAGAAGGCAACAAUUAACUAAGACUGAACUUUUUUCUCCUACUUAAUUUUGCCUUGUUCCUAGUUUAAAAGAGAGGAUACUGGUGCUGCUGAGUACUUGGCUCUCUUCUUGGAUUUAACCUCAAGUUAUCGGGUAAGUUUGAAUAACCCAACUUUUUUAUGAACCCUUUCAACCUUAAGAGUACUAAGAUCUAAUUUCUCCUUGCAAUAACUCCCCUGAAUCAAACAUUAAGGUCAUGAGAAUAAAGGAGAUGAUCACCAACUAAAGAAGCUUUUGAUUGUUGAACAAAUUCUCCUUGUCAGAACCCUUGGAAAUGUCUAAAGUGUGGUAUGGAGAAUAUGCAAACUGAUGUUAGGGAGUAAAAGUUAAGGGUUUAACUGUUUACCCCAUUCACUUCCUCCUUUCUGUCUUACAUACUUUUCAUAUGAUUGUAGCUCUGAGAAUUUUGUGUCCAAUCAAUUUUUAUCACAAAGUUGAUCUUUUUCUGUCUUCUUUUCACCUCUUGCUUGACAAUGUGUGAAUGGUGCUGGGAGAAAUUAUUCAUAGGUUGCUCCUAGGAGUGAAAGGUGUAAGGGAAGUUUUGCAAUGCAAUUAGGCCCAAAAUAGGAAGUCAUUCCCUGGAAAAUGGCAAGUGGAUGCUUGAAGAAACUAUAUCAUUGUCACUUUUGUACAAUAAAAAAUUGCCUCCAUAUAGAAGAAAACAGACGUCUAUGAGAUAAGAAGUGCUGGUUUAUUAUAGGUGUUAGUUUGUUGCUAAGGUUUGGAAAUGAUGGUUUUCUUUUGCUGAGGCUGUGCCCCUCUGCACAGGCAUUCAGUAGAUUUUUUUUUGCUAAUGGAAAGUGUCCAUAAGGAGAGUUUCAAGGGUUGGAAGCUUUGAAAUAACCCAUGGUGCAGAUCAAAAAUUGAGAACCAGUGCAUGAAAGAGAGUGACUCCUAUUGAUAGCAUUUUUUUUUAUGCCAGGAACUUUGUGAAAGGCAUGAAAAGGGAGUUUUAAAAGAUCACCAACACUCGCUCCAGAAAAUGCAGCAGAUCAAAAAACGUCAGAUUGCUGCUCAGGCAAAGGGCCAGGAUCAUGCUGUUGAUCAGCUGGAAUCCAAAAUUGUUGAACAGGAGACGGACAUCAGUAACAUGGAAAACAGGAACUAUUUCUCACUGCACUGUCUCCAGCUAGAAACCCAGUUGGUACAUGCUAACAUGACAUUAUUGGCAAUAGUGUUACAAAAGAUGGUCACAUCACAGAUUGCAGGACACAAGGAGGUGAGAUGCAAGCUAGACAAUAAGUUCCCCGACACAGUAGGCAACAAGUUGUCAUGAUCCAUGACAACGCAUGUCGCAGCAGCUACAGUCAGUGUCAAAAUUAGUUGACACUUCAAAUCAAAGAUUCCUAUUUACGUGUAGAAUAACAAUCCUCUCUCUACCACACUCUAAAUCAUUGACAAGACCCCUCUUCCCACCCUUUCCCCCAUUCAAUGAAGGGGGAAGGGGGCAAAUGGGUCACAGGAGGUGGAAAGUAAAUUCCUACUUAGGUCAUUUGAGGCUAUUCCUUCCUCUUGAAGACUUCAUGGAUGGACAUCAGCAAUUCUCCCUUUUUAAACACCAUUUACAUGUGAACUUUACAGAUGAUAGUGUGGUUGACAGUUUUGCUGUUAUUAAUCUCUUUAACAGGUAUUUGAAGUCUGGAAUGAACUUGAUCCACUCGUGGCUGCAUUACUUCCCAGCACCUCUCCUGGCUCGUCACCCCCUGGUUCACCGCCAUUAAAGUAAUUUCAGCUGUCUACAUGAUCAAUGUAGAAGUAUAUUGCUCUUUCAUAGAUUUAAGUAUUUUUAAUUACUUAGUGGUAAGGUGUCAUGAGAUGAAAUUGGUCCACACCAGAUGACCUGUGUAGUCAAAUAACAGUGAUAUCAACCACCCUGCAAAUUGUUGUGAAGUGUUGAUGUGCUGUUAUCAAGAUGUUGAAUUACAUCUCUCCUAGUAAUGUUCACUUUUAAGGUUAGACUUUGGUUUUAAAUCCAGUCACUGAAAUGGUCGCCUAACCCAUAAAUUCAGAGAAGAAUAAAAGAACAUUUUUUAAGGAAAAACUUCUUUUUUGGGAUUUGUUUGUUAUUUUGAUGGACAAAUUAUAGCUGCAGUAUACCAAAUAUUGUCAGGUAUUUCCCUCUAAGUAUUGGAUAAAUAUCCAAAGGUAUGUAGUGGAGGUGUUCUUCCUAGUUAGAAAAUUGAAUGAUUUGUUUUUAUAACUGUUAGCAAUUUUCUUAAUGCUUGUCUUACUUUGCUAAAUGGCCAGGAAAUGUUUAUUUUCUAUUGAUUGGAGCAGAAUAAAAGGCAAAACCAAUGGAUAAUUAUUUUGUAAAAAAAGAUUAUAGUUACUGUAGUACAAAUUUUAUAAGGAGCAACUGAACACAUAAUCAAUCAAAUAUUGUACACUUUCACAUCACAUGCACUGAAACAUAAUAUUCAAGGACAGGGAGCUUUGACCGUGAGAACUCUUUCUUCAGGCUAAACAUAAAUAUAACAACUUUCUCGCAGUUGUUGCUCAACUGGACAUCUCUUUAAAGAAUUUUGCAGGUAAUUAUAAACCACCCAGUACUAUCUAAGUUUUCUUCAAUGAUAUUGAUGCUAGAUUUGGACUCAAGUUAUGAAUAACUUCAGGCUCUCACCUUGUACAUCAGUAAGGCAGAAGAAACAAGUGGAUUUCAAGCAUCCUUAAAUUUGACCCAAAGAAACCUCAGAAAAAUAGCAGACUUGAUUUCCCAAGAGGUCUUUGGUACAACUAAUAAGGGUACAAUACUUAUUAUAAUGUUUGUUUGACUCACUGUUCUUGUAUGCAUCUCAGAAGCAUAAAGUUUAUCAAAGAUUGCUGAUAGUGUACCAUUAAUUCUUUGUAAAUCUGGCUAACAGAAGAAGGUAUAAUUGUAGUGACUUUGCUAUCUUUGGAUAACUUGAAUUGCACUUCAACCCUGUAACUCCCAAGAUCUAAUCAGUAGUUUUGUCUUCUGAUUGCCUUGCAUUCUCUGGUAAAUUAGGCAGGAAAUUUUGGUUUUAUAUGAAGGAAGCACUUUCAUAUCGAUAAGUUUGUCUGUUCACAUAACCUGUAAAAUGACAUACAGCAUUGGAAGCACAAGGGAAAGCUACAUGUCAAUCUCAUGGGAGUUAGAGGGUUUUGUGGUAUUAAGACUUAAUUGUCAGCUUUUCCGCUAAGGAUUUCCAAGUUUCUAACAAGGGACCACCUAAAUUUACAACUUUAGAAUCAGUUGUCUUUGAUAAUGAUCAGUAUACUGAACCUACAUUGGUAGAAAAGAGAAGUUAUUAUUAACUCAACGAAUCAGUAGUCUAAGAGUUUUGAAAAAGGACUAAUCAAUUAGAUGGAUUAAA